Toxotes jaculatrix (banded archerfish) is the source of this 4458-nucleotide messenger RNA. It is a transcript of the gene hapstr1a, whose product is annotated as chromosome 18 C16orf72 homolog. The record is from RefSeq and is a predicted model, not a curated record. Bases 179 to 1051 code for a protein of 290 amino acids. The transcript is spliced from 5 exons. Lineage: Eukaryota; Metazoa; Chordata; Actinopteri; Toxotidae.
CAGUUGGUUAAGCUUAUCUUCACAGAUGGUAGUGAUACAUGCUAAGGCGUUAUUAUAGUGCGAAAUAGUUAAAACAGUAACAGUAUUAAUGAAUUUGCUUAUAUAACUCUUUAUACAGUGUUCAUUUACUUAUUUCGUAAAGAUUAAAAGCGCAUUUCCUCGAGUUUUGGUGCGUUAAAUGGAGGAGAAGAAGGAAGACGGAGACUCGGAGAUACAGGAACACGGACCCGAGCACUGGUUCUCAAAAUGGGAGCGGCAGUGUUUGGCCGAAGCGGAGCAGAGAGAGCCGAGCGAGGAGGAGGCCGACAACGAUCAGGAUAAACUGUGGCAUCUUUUCCAGAACUCCGCCACUGCUGUGGCACAGUUAUACAAAGACAGAGUAUGCCAUCAGCAGGGCCUGUCAUUGUGGGUGCCAUUUCAGAAUGCUGCCACAGCAGUUACCAACCUCUACAAAGAGAGUGUGGAGGCCCAUCAGAGAAGUUUUGAUCGGGGCAUCCAAAUAGGCCACCAACGCCGUAAUAAGGACAUGUUGGCCUGGGUGAAAAAGCGCCGGAGAACCAUUCGUAGGGAGGAUCUCAUCAGCUUUCUGUGCGGCAAAGCACCACCACACAGGAGUAGCAGGGCCAACACCCGGCUGGCCAUGGUAGCCCCUAGUCGGGCUAAUUCACCAGCUGAGACGGGCUCAUCUGUGGAAGCAGACCUCCAGCCCUUCAGGGAGGCCAUAGCACUGCAUGGUCUAAGUGGAGCCAUGGCAAGUAUCAGUGUGCGCUCCGGUGCUCCUGGUUCUCCCACACAUGUGAGUGGGAGCAGCAGUAACGGAAGCGGUGCUGGUGGAGGUGGUUCUUCUGGCUCGGGGCCCGUGUGCCGCAGCAGGCGUAAUGGGCUUCAAGACGUCGACCUGAACACUUUCAUCUCAGAGGAGAUGGCACUGCAUCUGGACUCUACAGGCUCUGCCUCAGCUGGAGGGGGAGGAACCAGGAAACGAAACUCCACCCAGUGUAGUGAUGUCAUCACAGACUCCCCAACGCACAAACGCAACAGGAUGAUCUGAUCCGCUGCCUGCCUAUGUGUAUGAGAGUGUGGGGUGGGGCGGGGGGGGCCUUCAAAGCCAAGGUGAGGAGAGGGGGAUGGAUGGGCUUAUGUGGGACAGACAGACUUUUCAGAUGCCUGGCUGUGCAAAAGAACCCGGGCUGAAAAUGAAAAGGGGGACUGAAGGUUCUCAGUUCAGUCUAAUCAGAUGUUGGAUGAAUUCUUUUCCUUGUCUCCUUUUCUGACACCAUUACUACAAAUCACUGCUCUGCAAUCAGAACACUUUGUGUGAGUGUGCGAGAGACUGGGAAGUCUGGACGACAUCUCACACUCCUCAGACAUCGCUGCCCUGGAAAGGAGACAACGAAGGAACCAACUCAUUCUGAGACGCAAACAGUUCUCAAAGGGGCGAACACGCACUGUGCUGCUUUACAAGUAAAAGCCACUUGAUCCUUGACACAUUUGUGCCCUUCCCUCCCUUAACCUCACUCAUCCUCACCCACCACCUUAAUAAGGAAGUGAGGGCCAUGAUCAAAUCGUCUCACUCAGUGAAUUGAGUUGCUCGCCAAAUGUUGGACCCAGCUCAGUCAGAGACUCACCUCUGCGUCAAACAACCCAACUGUUCUUUCUGUUACUUCAUCAUCGCAGCUCUUAGUUGACGUUGCCUGUCAGUGGUGGAGCUAAAUCGCCCAGUAGGAGUACAUCUGUGGCAUUAUCCUGCCUCAACUGCCACUUGUAACCAGUUACAUUUCUCUGGUUACUAGGCUGAUGGCAUGUUAACUACCAAUAGCAGGCUAUUGAUGUUUGGAUAUUUAGACCUUAUUCUCUGCUAACGACUUUGCUUCAACAGUGGUUUGAUUUAGUUCAGCCAGUCGCCCUUUUUUUUUUCCCCAACCACCAGUGUUAAAAUUCUUGGUUUGUUGCUGCGGUUUGCAGCAGUAAUAGCCAAGUUAAUUUUGCAUUCUUCUUCACCUUGUUUUUCUCCCUCUUUUUUUGUUAUUGUUGUUCAGGAUAAUGGAAAGGAAAAAAGUUUUUGUCUCAUAAAGCUUCUCAGACAGCCCGUUUGCUGACUGUGAUGCCCUCUUCCCCCUUUACCCUAUACUUAAUACAAAAGCAGCUGCUGUUUUAUGUGAUCGUGUGAUUAUUCUGAUGAGUUGCAAUAAGGAUUUUUGCACUUAGCUUUCACUUCCAACUCAUGCAAACAAAUCGGCUCUUCCAUUGUAUCCCAGUUGUAGCCUUGUCCAGCCCUAAACAGGUCCACACAUUACUUACAGGUUGGUGCUUAGAAAAAGUAAACACUUGACUAGAAAAGGAGCUCUCGCACACACCUCUAGUUCCGACAACUCUUCAGAAGCGUUUGAUCAAGUUGUGGAGCAUUUCUGCGUGUGGGCUCGACUUGUAUUCAGAGACUCCCGAGUCCUUUCCUGUCUGACAAAUAAUUUAACUUAUUGGAUGAUAAUCGGUGCUGUAAAGAAAGCAUAAAUCACAGAAAUGUUCUUACAAAGGUAGUGUUUCUCAACAGACCUAUCAGACAUGCCAACCAGUGCACACAAGUCACUGGAUGAUCGGGCUACAGUGUUGGAUUGGAUGUUGGGGAAAGUGUCUGCUUUUUGUAUGAGGGGCGCGUGCAUUAAAAAGACGUGAAUGGGUUUGGGGUUUUUUUUUGUUUUUUUUUUUUUUACUUGGUACAGGAUGAUGCAACUCGGGGCUUGUUUCAUUCUUGAAAUAGUUGUUGCCUUCCAUCCUUCUGUAAGGGAGUAGAGCAGGAGACACUGAAAUCACAUGAGUCAAAAAUGUGGGUAUAGUUAGCAAUUUGUAAAAAAUAAUGUGAACUGGUAAUGUGCUGUCUUUUUUGGCUUUUUCUAGGAUAUUAACACAAGAUUAUUGGAGUUAAAUCUGAACUUGUUUAUGAGUGUAGUACACUCAGUUGUUGGAAUAUGCUUUCAUUUAGCAUAGGAAGCUAACAAAAUGUAAAUUAUUUUAAAAACUGUUGAGUUGUCUAGUUACUAAACCAAUUUUGGAUAUUUCCAGUGAUGCUCUGACGUAUUAGUGGUACAGUAAGUUGUCAUUGAGCUGACUGGGGUGUAAGACUCAACUUUGCCUGUAAAUACCCGCUGUAGCUGACUUGUGAGAUGUCAGUGUUUCCUUCUCUUUUUCCCAGUUUUUGUUGACUUGUUCACUCCCCUUCACCUCUAUAACCUGGAAAGUAGGUUUUCUUUAGUUGUAUAAAGCAUGCCAGUUUUUAACUUCUGUUACACUUUGGUCACAGAUUUCAUUUCUUUUUUUGCAUAUAGGUUGGCUUUUAUAUUCAUACAUGAUCACUGGCAAGUCAGGUCAGUGAAAGAAAAGAACCAGGUUGACAUAUGUUGAUUCUGUCAAAAUGAAGAGCUCUGUGUUUUAAAGUUGGUUCUUUCGUAUGAGUUGGGGGGAAAAAAUGAAUGAGAAUGAAAAUGUAAACUUCACACUGGGGAAACGUGAGAUUUGAUUUGUCCACAGAGCCUCUGAUUACUGUGAAGGAAGGCUGACAAGUAAUCAGUGUCGAAGCUGUUUGGCUCUUGGUUUAAAUAUAUAUCUUUUGGGGGGGGGAGCGAGAAAAACAACAAUCUCAUGUAAGUUCUGGGUAGCUUCAGCUCCAAUGAUUAAUAUAACAUAGGAAGGAUCCAUGUUUCUUGAAUAAGAACUGGAAUCCUCAUGGCAGAACACAGUGAUAGCGGGCUGACAAGAGGAGUGGAGACGGAGUGAAUCCUAAGGACUGACCUGACUGCCUGUCUACACGCUCUUCGUUAAAUCAGAGGAAUGCAUUUAGAAUAUUUUAGUUGUUUUCCUUCUCCAGACACUUUACUCAUUGUUGUGUGUCUGACACUCCACAUUGGCAUUGGUAGCAUUACUGACUGAAACCAAAUUGUGCGUUUAGCUGCAACUUAGCUCUAACCUCCCAGUGUUUCUGUUGCAUGACAACAUUUAAAGGGAAGAUGAGAAGACGUGUCCGCUGACAGGAAAAAGAAACUACAAUUGAGACUAUCAAAGGACAGUUUUUCCAAAGGCUAGACUAAAGAGUUGGCUACGAGCAGGGUGGUGCUGUCUCUCCAAGCCCACUGUUCAACCUGCAACAUUGAACCCACCCCCACACCACUGAUUAGCCUGGUUAUAAUAGAGGGGGGCACUUUGCGUUUUUCUUUUCUUCCCCUGAGCCAGUCGCAGGCCUUCAUCCACAUUGUUUCAAAAGGCUGACUCAUGCCACGUGUCUCUGGAGCCAACACUAUUAUUAGCUGUUUCUUGAUACUUAUUUGUUUAAAAAGUAAUAAAUGGCUAAUCUAUAUACUUAACAUUUAAUUGUUGGUAUGAUAUAUGUGGUUCACAUUGUAAAAGAAAUAAAACCAUUGAGUUGCAAUUGGAUGGACUAUGUUUCAUUAAAAAAGGAAAAUGUUA